This is a messenger RNA of Drosophila innubila, 1234 nucleotides long. RefSeq names its product microfibril-associated glycoprotein 4-like. The transcript has 3 exons. The record is from RefSeq and is a predicted model, not a curated record. NCBI's taxonomy places the organism in Eukaryota, Metazoa, Arthropoda, Insecta, Diptera, Drosophilidae. The coding region runs from base 167 to 1183 and encodes 338 amino acids.
AAUUGUUAUAAUCUGUGUGGUAAAUUCACUAGCUUCCUUUUUAAAUGCAACUAAUAUUCCUGAACGAAAUGAAACGAAUAUAUUUCUGACAAUAAAUUCCCAAAUAUCUGAUUUGAGAGCGAAGCAGGAACAUCACGAUAAGUUGAUUGAUGGACUAUUAAAGGCAAUGGAUGUUCAAAUACUUAAAGCUGAACAGGAACGACAGGGGAAAUUAAUAGAAGGACUUGUUAAGGACUUACAACUGAAGACAACUGAUAUUCAAAGUCUGAAAGCGGAACUGGAACAACUGAAGAAAGACGGACUCGAUAGAGCAGAGCUUCUUAGAGCAGAGCUGGAACAACAGAAGAAAGAUGAAGAAUUAAGCACUCACUUUCUUACAGUGAUUCUAAGAGACAACAAAAAAGAUCGACUGAAUAAAGAAGCAGGUUUCAAGGCGGAACUGGAGCGUCUGCGAAAUAUGUUAGGUGAACUUAAUAAACAAUUUAAUAAUCAAUCUCUUAGAGUGGAGCAGAAAGAACAUGGAACAGAUAACGACAAUUUAAAGUCCCACCCAGUGAAUUGCACCGACGCCAAAUUCAAUGGAAUCAAUGAAAUACUCAUCCCCAAUUUUAGUAGUCAACCGUUUAAAGUUGCCUGCGAUGCAGAGACUCAAGGAGGAAGGUGGACAGUUAUCCUAAAGCGGAUUGAUGGAAGUGUGGACUUCUAUCAGGACUGGGCUGCUUACAAAGACGGAUUCGGAGAUCUGAAUGGCGAGUUCUUCUUAGGUUUGGAUAAAAUACACACAUUGACGACAGAAAGGACACAGGAAUUACUUGUAGUCCUCGAGGAUUUCAAAGGAAAUGAAACGUAUGAGUUGUAUGAGGAAUUUGGAAUCGGUAAUGAGACUCAACAAUAUGUCCUACACACUUUGGGCAAAGCCAGUGGAACAGCGGGUGAUUCACUCUCAUAUCAUCGAGGCAUGAAAUUUACAACAUUUGACCGUGAUAACGAUCUUAGCACACGGAACUGUGCCAUAUUCCGAACUGGCGCCUGGUGGUACAAAGCUUGUCACAAAUGCAAUUUGACAGGAUAUUAUAAUGACACCGGUUUCGGAAUGGGCAUUAUUUGGGAGCAUUUUCGGGGUCAAUCUUACUCGCUUAAAAAAGUUGUCAUGAUGAUACGGCCAAAAAAGGAUAAGCUAUAAACUUAACAAUUUUAACAGCAGUAACAGCAGAAUUUAUUCGUUUAUAUAUUU